Neltuma alba is the source of this 1632-nucleotide messenger RNA. RefSeq lists its product as uncharacterized. NCBI's taxonomy places the organism in Eukaryota, Viridiplantae, Streptophyta, Magnoliopsida, Fabales, Fabaceae. The record is from RefSeq and is a predicted model, not a curated record. The transcript is spliced from 2 exons. Gene Ontology annotation, molecular function: zinc ion binding; nucleic acid binding. Bases 1 to 1632 code for a protein of 543 amino acids.
AUGAUGAGGGACGGAACUGCACAUAACGGCGCUACCUCCGAGGAGGUGGAUGCCUUGGUUCGUAGCCGGAAGAAGGUUAGAACAGGUGAUGGUACUUUGUCAAAUGAUCAAUCGCUGGUCCCUAGAUUGGAAGAUUGGAUGAGUGAUGAUGCGGAAGAUGUGAGCCAGAAGGUGGUGUCACCUACGAAGUCCUACCAGGAAGCUUGUUCGAAUCAAAACACAACCACCAUGAAUGAAGAUGAUGAGGGAGAGUGGUGGCAUGGUGAUGGCUGGAAAACAAAGCUUAGAGUCGAGAUCACGGAAAAAGGGCCUAAUGUUAUUGUCCUUCCAGAGUUUCAGAGGAAACUGGCUAAGAAGUGGGAGACGUCGCUCUUUGUCCGCUUGUUGGGGCGAAUGGUGCGUGAAGAUUACUUGGGUGAUAAACUGCAAAAGAUGUGGGGUCGUCAUGGUGAGGUCGAAACGCUGGAGAUUGGAUCUGGAUACUUCCUGAGGGCAGACUUUGAUCCGGAUGCCGACAAAGUUUCAAAAAUCGCUGCUUGGGUAAGGAUUCCUAAGUUUCCUGUUGAUUAUUAUGACCAAGGAAUCCUCUAUGUUGUAGGUAAUCAGAUUGGAAGAGUGUUAAAAGUUGAUCGAAAUACGCUUCGCCAAGCCAAAGGUCGCUUUGCUCGAUUGUGUGUCGAGUUAGAUUUGAAUACACCUCUCUUGCCAUCGAUCCUGAUUAAUGGAAAGGAAAAGAAGAUUGUGUAUGAGGGCCUGCAUUUUAUAUGCUUCACGUGUGGAAAGUAUGGUCAUGAUUCUGAGCAUUGCCUCAACCGUAAAAUGUCCAACGUUGAGGUGCAUUCACAACCAGCUGCUAGUAAUCCAGAGGUUAGCAAGGCUGCAGUGGUUGACAAAGAACCUUCUAGUAGCACCUCAUUGCAAACCUACGGUGAGUGGAUGGUGGCUCCACGGCGGCGUAGGCCUCAACGAGCACAGGCGGGGAAUGCGUAUAAUCCUGGGCGUAAUGGUCGGCGUGAUGGUGGGGUUGGUGUCGUGAAUGCAGGAUCGAGAUUCAUGGCUUUGAAUGAUCUUGAUUCUGAGGAGAUGGCCGUUGAAAAUAAUCAGUUAGUAUCGCGGGAAUCUCUUAAUGACGUUGGCACUAUAACUACCGUUAUCUCUAAGGACCUGAAAUCACGGGAUCUUAAUGUUGGGAAAAAGAAGCAAGUAGUUGCAAGCAGUGGGUCUAAAAACGAUGGUGUGGGUCGAAGUGCAAGUGUGGACCGAAGUGCUAUAGUUGCAAGCCUAAUGGAGGCAUAUUUAAAGGUUAAAAAUAAAUUGGCAAAACAAGGCCCUACACAAGUAAGCUCGGCAAGCAAGAUAGUGGUGCCAAAAAGUUCCACUCAUGUUGAUAAAAUAAUUAAUAAUGGACUUCCUCAUUUGACUCAUAGUGGGCCGUUAGAUGCUGGGGUCAAUUAUGUGGAUAGGGGUUUAGUCCCAAUUGAUCCGAAUAUUACAAAUGGUGCAUCUAUUCCUUUAGAUUCGGGUUCAGGUGGACGUACGUCUUUUGUCUUGCAUUCUAAUCCUUUGAUGGAAGAUAAUGAUGUGGUUAUGCGUGUUGAAGGUGAAGUCUCGCUUGGGACUUAUAAUCAGUAG